Exserohilum turcica Et28A is the source of this 1476-nucleotide messenger RNA. RefSeq lists its product as uncharacterized. The transcript has 2 exons. NCBI's taxonomy places the organism in Eukaryota, Fungi, Ascomycota, Dothideomycetes, Pleosporales, Pleosporaceae. The record is from RefSeq and is a predicted model, not a curated record. Bases 1 to 1275 code for a protein of 424 amino acids.
AUGCGUUCCCAUCUCAUUCUCGCUGCCGCGUCUCUUGCGGUGGCCUCUCCUGCACCGCAGGCUUUCGAUGUUAAUCUGUUCAACAACAUCCCCAACAACGCCCCUCAGGGCCCUCCAGCAGGUGUUGUCUCCAACAAAGCAUAUGACGAUACCAAGGCUGUAGUUGAUGCGGCUGCCAAGGCUUCUGGUCCUGCGACUGCGCAGCUUGCGAAGAAGAGCGCCAUGCCAGACCUUGAGCGCCGUUGGGGCAGCAGCUGGAACAACUGGAAUUGUGCUUUGCCUCCUGCCAACGAGCCGUCGACCAACAUGGCCCCAUCUUCCUGCACUCCAGUUAGCUGGACUAACACUUUCGCUUUCACCGCUGCCCCGGGUUGUGCUACCGAUAUUGAGGUUGGUACCUACUGUGGAUUUAUCAACCCUGAAGACCCGUGCGCUGCUCAGCCCAACGCCUACGGACCUCAUGUCACUCCCGACACUGCUGAUGCCUUCCAAAACGACGCUGCUCUGCACGAGCUUGCUAUUUCUGCCAAGACUCCUUCCGGCUACACCAAGGCUUUCACUGACCUGAGCGCCUCGGUCUCUGGUAGCGGAUACCUGGGGUACUACGAACUCACUGCCUACGACCCUGCUACUUGCGCCGCCAAGUGCGAAUCGACCAAGUCCUGCACUGGCUUCAACGUCUUCAUUGAGCGUGAUCCUCAGUUCAACCCCCGCCAGUGCUCUUGCACCUCGCCUCCCUCCGUCACCCGCUUCAAGUGCUCUCUCUGGGGCCAGGACGUCACCACACAAUCUGCUACCAACACCGGUCAGGACCAGGAUGGAUUCCAGGUCAUCAUCAUUGGCUCCAACGGUUACAACAAGCAGACCUACACUCCUCCUAACCCUCCUUCUUGCAGCAGGCCCCAGUCUUGCGGCACUGGCCUCAUCAACCAGCAGCCCUACUGCAUGGGUCAGACCACCAUCCCCGGUCCUUUCAACCCUUCGCUCUGCGCUGCCUACGCCCAGAAGCAGAACCAGGUCAACAGACAGACUGGCCUCAUGGGCACGUUCCUGUCCAUGUUCGGCAUGAACAAGGGAGGAUGUGUCCAGUUCCAGGCCGCCUACCUCGAGAAGGGUGGUGUUGGCUUCGGUACUCAUUGCCGUCUCUUCACUAAGAAGUUUGCUCCUUCCAACGUCAACCUCGACAUCAAGGUCUCGACCAACUCCCAGUGGGGCUGCCAGAAGUCCUACCUCUGGGACGUCGAUGUCAACGCCGACUUCACCUGGGGCCGGUAAAUCAUCGCCAGAAAAAGAAGAAUCAGAAAUUCUGGCUGCUCCCUCACUCUCUCACACUCUCUCUCGCUAUCUCUCCUCUCGUACGCAAGAAUCAAACGACUAAUGUCUUACAACUCCAUGGCGGCGGGACCCGAGAAGCCUCUCUCCCCGCGCGCGCGGACCCGCGAUCGAUCGAUCGGAAAAUGGUGGAUGUUAAUGAGU